UUAUUAGCCGAUAGGCUUCCUUGGUGAACUUGGGCUCGGACGGCUGACCCGAAUACAUAUCUCACGCCUGAAUACCUGUGUCACAUUGCUCCAGAAACCAUUUCUGGACACCGUUAAACCAUCUUUAACUCCCCUGUUUUUUAUUCACUAUUUCACAUCACAUAUGAAUUUAUGCCAUAUCUGACGAAUUUAAUGAGCCCCAUGGUUGUACAACGCUGAUAAAGUGAGACUGACUGAGCUUCGAGUAAGCUUUGAAAACAAGAAGUGGGAUAAUUUUUUAUCCACAGAAUACAGGCAGUAAUCUUGCAUCACCCAGCUCAAUUGUCUCCAUCUCAAAACAUAUUUGCAUUUAAUAUUUUUGUUUGAAGGGAGGCAAAAUUUUGAUACCUAGAUCAUCAAAUCAAAUCAGAUUUUGGGUUUCGUAAAAUUUUCCUCCAAAUUCUGCCCAGUUUUUCUCAUUGGCAUUGUUCACAGCACGAAACAAUUUGUGCGGAAUCUUGAGGUAAGAGAAAUUGCAGAGUGCCAGGAAUGACGGAUCAAACAGGGCAGGUGUUGCUUAUGCUCAUUGCAAGCCUUAGCUUGCUGGCGCCUUCAUAUGCCAGCAUUGGUGACAGUGAUCCUCUUUACAGGACAUGUGUUGAGAACUGUGAAAAGAAUGGUUGUGUUGAAGAAACCUGCUUUUCAUCAUGCAAGCUUCCUGUGAAUGGUGCAUCAAUAGAAGGUGCCUGGUUUAUGCAAGAACCCCUUUACUUGCGUUGGAAAGAAUGGGACUGUAGGAUUGACUGUCGCUACCAUUGCAUGGUUAAAAGGGAGUCGGAAAGGGAUAUUCUUGGACAGAAACCUGUAAAAUAUCAUGGAAAAUGGCCCUUCAAGCGAGUAUUUGGCUUUCAGGAACCUGUGUCAGUGGCAUUUUCUGCUCUUAAUCUUGCAGUGCAGUUUCAUGGAUGGCUUUCAUUUGUGAUCCUUGUAUAUUAUAAACUACCGUUGAGGCCUCAUAACAGAAGUACAUACUAUGAGUUUACAGGACUGUGGAAUAUAUAUGGCAUUUUAUCCAUGAAUGCAUGGUUUUGGAGUGCUGUUUUUCACAGCAGGGAUGUGGAGCUGACAGAAAAACUUGACUACUCGUCAGCUGUGGCUCUAAUGGGCUUUUCACUUAUUGUUGCAAUUCUUCGAACCUUUGAUGUUAAGGAUGAGGCUGCUCGAGUCAUGGUGGCUGCUCCAUUGAUAGCCUUUGUCACCACUCACAUCUUAUACCUUAACUUUUAUGAACUUGAUUAUGGUUUGAACAUGAAAGUCUGUGUCAUAAUGGGGGUGCUGCAACUUCUGAUGUGGGCAAUCUGGGCAUCUGUUUCUUCCCACCGGGCACGGUAUAAGGUGUUGACAGUAGUCAUUGUGGGAGGACUGGCUAUGCUUCUUGAGAUUUAUGAUUUCCCCCCGGUAUGGGGAUAUAUUGAUGCUCAUGCUGCAUGGCAUGCUACCACUGUUCCCUUGACAUACAUUUGGUGGAGUUUUAUCAAAGAUGAUGCAGUUUUCAGAACUUCAAAGCUUAUUGGUAAAUCCAAAGACAAGAAUGAAUCUAGGAAAGUACAAUAGCAUCAUUUGCUUGUGCAAAUAGUCUGCAGUGAAAAGGAUGUGGCUUUCAUACACUAUUGGGAGAGCUAUUCCUUACAUAGUUAUUUUUGCAUUUUCACCUUUUUCCUUCCUUCUAGAGGAAGUUGAUUCGGUUUGGACUUGAUUGCAAGGUAUCAAGGUAUCAUAUGGAGACAAUUCAUGCUUUUCUCCAUGUCUUUUUCUCGCCAUGCAAAAUAUUUGUGAAGAUUGCCCUUGUAUUUAGUUUUACUUGUGUAAAGUUAGGAAAGAUGAAUUUUCUUGGGGAUGAUUUGCAGCACAUAUAAGAAUGUUGGAGUCUGGCAGAAUGACAACGAUUGCGUUGUUUAUGACAUUCUUACAUUUUGUGUGGAUUCAGUGUCAUAUUGACAAUUACCUUUCUGUGCAGGCAAAAACUUUUAUGAAGGCGACAUGUUUUGUUGGAA
This is a messenger RNA of Cryptomeria japonica (Japanese cedar), 2033 nucleotides long. RefSeq lists its product as uncharacterized. The coding region runs from base 529 to 1593 and encodes 354 amino acids. Gene Ontology annotation, cellular component: endoplasmic reticulum membrane. Gene Ontology annotation, molecular function: hydrolase activity, acting on ester bonds. The transcript has 7 exons. Gene Ontology annotation, biological process: GPI anchor biosynthetic process. The record is from RefSeq and is a predicted model, not a curated record. Lineage: Eukaryota; Viridiplantae; Streptophyta; Pinopsida; Cupressales; Cupressaceae.